GAGAAUAUUGAAUACAAAUAUACAAUCAGAGCUUACGACAGAUCCAAUCAGUGCCAUUAAUAAUUCCAGGUUGUCUUCCACACGCUUUGACUUCUCUGCAUCAUCAUCAUCAUCUUCAUCCAUUAUUGAGGUUUUUGGGAUUAAUAAAUCCCUCCCCUAUUUGUGUAAGGUUUGUUGUAAUUAAGAUUCUCAUUGGUGUUUCAACUUUCAAGGUUCUCCCUUGCUUUCCGAAGAACUCUUCUUAUAGACAGAGACCUGAUUGACGUUUUAGUAGAUCUCACAAGAUGGCUAUGGCUGUUGGAUUGGAUAGUGGUGUUGGUGUGUCCUUGUGGGCUCUGCAUAGAAGUUUCCAAAAGAACAGAAAGGCAAAGAAGAUGAAUAAUGUUUCUUGUGUUGCUUCUUCUGUUAGCUUGACGGACCAAUACAAAACACUUAGAAUCCAACCUGGUGCUUCUGAAGGCGAGGUCAAAAAGGCUUUUCGCCAGCUCGCGUUGCAGUAUCAUCCGGAUGUCUGCAAAGGAAAUAACUGUGGCGUUCAAUUCAAUCAAAUUAAUGAAGCCUAUGAUGUUGUGAUGAGCUACUUGAAGGGAGAAGAGAGGAAUACGAUUGGUGAUCAAUAUGAGUCUUCGUACAAUUACAACGACGUUGAUGAACCAAUGAGAGGGAUGUGCGAUCUAGAUUGGGACAUGUGGGAAGAAUGGAUGGGAUGGGAAGGAGCUGGGAUUCGUGAUUACUCUUCUCACAUCAAUCCUUACAUCUAAUCUCAUCCUUUAGUAGGCUUUAAUUAAGCAUCUAGGCUCAUCGAUCAUCAUGGAUUUUGGGGAUUAAUCUUGACCAUUUAUAUUGUUCAUAAUUGCUAAAGCUGAUGAGUGGGUUCUAUGAUGGCCCAAUAAGAGGAGAAUGAUAUGGGGUCGCGUGUGUGUUGUACAUAUAAUCAAUCGUGACCUUUGUACUGUACAUAUACAUUAAAGAAGAGAAUAACAUUCCCUGGUGGGCUUUGCCUAUUGAGGUCGAAAUAGGUAAGAAAAUCUCACUUUCUAAU
This is a messenger RNA of Macadamia integrifolia, 1042 nucleotides long. Its product is annotated as chaperone protein dnaJ 8, chloroplastic-like. Lineage: Eukaryota; Viridiplantae; Streptophyta; Magnoliopsida; Proteales; Proteaceae. The transcript has 3 exons. The record is from RefSeq and is a predicted model, not a curated record. The coding region runs from base 285 to 761 and encodes 158 amino acids.